Messenger RNA from Morchella sextelata, 996 nucleotides. RefSeq lists its product as uncharacterized. Bases 1 to 996 code for a protein of 331 amino acids. Lineage: Eukaryota; Fungi; Ascomycota; Pezizomycetes; Pezizales; Morchellaceae. The transcript has a single exon. The record is from RefSeq and is a predicted model, not a curated record.
AUGUCUCCCUCAUUCGCAACCAUUUUCUGCGCUAUCCUCCCCCUCUUCAGCAUUGCCAAUGCUCACAUGAAGAUGACCGACCCCGCACCAAUCCGUCUGCCAGAGAACCAGUUUGCUGUCACCAAAGACUACGACUACACCUCCCCUCUUUCCGACUCCGGCUCCGACUACCCUUGCAAGGGCUACGCCUCUCUCCUCGACACUGCCGAGGGUGGUUCUGUCGCUACCUAUGCUGCUGGAUCCUCGCAAUCAGUGUCUAUUGCCGGUGGUGCUAACCACAAUGGUGGAUCUUGCCAGCUCUCAAUCUCUGAGGACGGUGGUUCAACUUUCAAGGUCAUUCAAUCUUACAUCGGAAACUGCCCUGUUUCGGGGACAUCUUCACUCUCAUACACUCUCCCUGCGGAGACCAAGAGUGGAAAGGUCCUCUUGGCUUGGAGUUGGUUCAACAAGACUGGUAACAGGGAGAUGUACAUGAACUGCGCCGCUGUCACUGUCACUGGUGGUGGAUCUGGUCUCUCGGCCUACCCAGAUAUCUUCACUGCCAACAUCGGAAACGGAUGCACAACCGUCGAGGGAACCGACGUGGAGUUCCCCAACCCAGGCUCUGCUAUUACAACUGGCUCCGGCGCGAACCCGGGCGCUCCUGUCGGUUCUUGCGGUAGCUCUGGCUCCGGCUCUGGCUCUGGCUCUGGCUCUGGAUCUGGAUCAUCAGUUGCCGCUACUCCAACUGCCGCUACUUCCGCCGCCGCCGCUACUUCCGCCGCCGCUACCUCAACUGUCCAGCUUUCUUCAGGCUACCCCAGUGCUCCUGGCAAGACCAAGACCGCUUCCGUCCCUGAGGCCUCUCCUUCCGACACCACCGGCGAGGAGGGUGUCAUUGGCAACACCGAGUGCAAGAGGUCCGUCCGUUACACCCGCGCGCUCCCUGUCCAGGUUCCUUCCGGAUGCCAGUGCUCUUGCGAGAACAACAGGCCCGUCCCGGUCUGCUCUUCUUAA